Molecule: messenger RNA, 1866 nt
Organism: Salvelinus fontinalis (brook trout)
Lineage: Eukaryota; Metazoa; Chordata; Actinopteri; Salmoniformes; Salmonidae
Product: protein phosphatase 1 regulatory subunit 27-like
Exons: 3
Coding region: 569-1081 (170 amino acids)
Molecular function (GO): phosphatase binding
Source: RefSeq, a predicted model, not a curated record
CACACACUUGGCCAGAUGCCUAGCAUUGGCUUCUAUGUCCUGUUUACGAGAAGGUUCUCCCCCUUCGGUGGUGCGUGACCAGUGGCUGUCAUGCAUCUUGAAUGGUGAGCAUCUGGGAGCUGGAGGGGUCAAGUUCAAAAGUGGGGGGGAGUGGGUCUAAUAGGCUGUGGGUGAAAACAGAAGCUGUGGUUACUGCUACUGUCAUGGCUGGCACUAUGAGCUGCGUCCAGUGCUUAUGGUAGGAGGGUCCCGCCUCUUAGGGUCACUCAUCCAAUUCUAGAACUUGACCUGUCAGGUGACGGAACCUAAAAUAGCCCUGCAGAGAGUAUAUAGAGGUCUAUACGCAGGCCCUGGAUUUCAGAACAGGACUUGCCCCGCUGUCUGAAACAUACAGGACACUGCACCACGAGAGACGUUGACAGAAGAGGAAAGGCCUUUUUUUUGAAGGACAUAUCUUAAUUCAAUAAUCUUACUGCCUUCUGCUUUAUAAUUUUACCAUUGAAAAAGGCUUGAAGAUUUUCAACAGAUUUUUCUUUUUCUUUGAGCAAGCCUGAACACUUUCAUACGGAUGAAGUACUACCAGGACCCAGUCUGCCAGUCCAUGGGCAUCAAGGCUUAUGGCCCUAAGGAAUCCAGCAGCACUUCUUGCACCCACUCUCCUCCACAGAUCAAACCAGUUCGCAGCGUCCACUUCCCCAACGACAUUGUGUUCCAGGACUACGUCCGGCAGGGCGAGCUGGACAGGAUCGGACUCUUCAUCAGAAAGAGGAGGGUCAGCUUGGAAACCAUCUACCACUCCGGUAUGGCAGCGAUCCAUGAGGCUGUCCUCUCUGGGAACCUGGAGUGUGUGAAGCUGCUGGUGAAGCACGGAGCAGACGUCCACCAGAGAGACGAGGAGGGCUGGACACCUCUCCACAUGGCCUGCAGUGACGGAUUCCCUGACAUUGCCAAGUACCUGCUUUCUAUUGGCGCCGACCCUCAGGCGGAGAACGAGUGUGGGGAGACACCUGCCGAUCUCAUCGACCCAGAGUGCACCGGGGUUCGUGAGCUGCAGGGGCUGCUUGGUGUGGAAGACGACUGAGCUCUCGUCAUCUAACCUUAAAACGUCACUGAAACUUCAGUCUCCUUCCUCGCCCAGGCCUCCCGGUUGACCCUCCACAAUGGAAUGAAAUGGGCAGAUCGGUAGAACAUUGUCAUUCUGUGCCCUUCCUCUCUUGUAGAUGUCCUGGAGACAUAUCUGGUCUGGUAGGAGGAAGGCAGCGAGCCAACAGUAGAUGGUUGCCUUUGAGAGUGAACUGAACUGUUGCUGGAAAGGGGCUCCUCCCAGGCAAUCUCAGCAGGCAUCGCUUUGUAAUGCUGUUUGCAGGUGCAGAAGUAAAUUUGAGCUUUUGUACUUUUUUUUUUAUAGAGGGUGAACGCAGCACUGAAAUGAAUUAGAUAACAGUAUGGUAAUGAGUUUUUCUAAUUACUUUAUAGUUGAUGUGUUAAAGCUUUUUUGGAAGUUGUGAAACAUGGAUCUGUCAUUGUCCUCUGACUCGUAGGGCCACUGAAUUUGGGGCUUACUGCCCAGCGCAGUAAACCAAUGUGAUAGGUCAACUCUACUCACUGACAGCAUUUAUAGUUCAAGAUUUGUAUCAUACAACUUUUCAAUUUGAAACAAAGACCCUGCAUAUGUAGCACAUGAAUAUGUACCCUGCAUACUGUAUGUACUCUAAAAUGUACCACAUGAAUGUUGUUAGUCUAACGCUUUACCUCUAUACUUUUGCAAACACCACUGGAAUGGCUAAUUGUGUUCACAAUUCCUUUUACAAUCAUUUGUAACUGAAACCGUGUGCAAUCAAUUGUGGUUACACGGCUUUGUAAAUA